Molecule: messenger RNA, 709 nt
Organism: Nicotiana tabacum (common tobacco)
Lineage: Eukaryota; Viridiplantae; Streptophyta; Magnoliopsida; Solanales; Solanaceae
Product: HVA22-like protein f
Source: RefSeq, a predicted model, not a curated record
AAUUUCCUUUCUCAUUGGAUAAAAAGAAAUUAAAGAGAUCAAAUUUUCAAGAGGCAAGAGAGCAAAGUAAGAAAAACAUUUCUUCAAUGGGUGCUCUUGGAACUAUUGCUAAGAGUUUGAAUGGGCUAAUCGGCCCUGGAGUGGAGCUUCUUUAUCCUUUGUAUUCUUCUAUGCGAGCAAUUGAGAGCCCUUCACCACUAGAUGAUCAACAAUGGCUAACCUAUUGGGUUCUCUACUCAUUUAUAACUCUUUUUGAGUUAUCUUGCUGGAAAAUCCUCCAAUGGCUUCCAUUUUGGCCAUACAUCAAGCUUGUAUGUUGUAUGUGGUUGGUGCUACCAAUUUUCAAUGGAGCAGCUUAUAUACAUGAGAAUUUUAUAAGAAGACAUGUUAAAGUUGGGAGUCAAAUUAGCUCAACUUAUCCUGAAAAUCAAAGAAAGGCUCUUCAAAUGAUGAGCUUAGAUGCAAGAAAAGCAGUUGAGAGAUACAUAGAAAAAUAUGGACCUGAUGCCUUUGAUAAGGUCGUCAAAGCGGCGGAAAGAGAAGCAAAGAAACACUGAAGAAACGACUGAUUUCAGAAAUUUCUCUCCCCGUACCAACAACAACAGAUUGUAUAUCAAUUUAUAUUUAGAAUUUCAUAACUCUUCCAUAUAAGUGAAAUUACGAAUAUAUAAGCCUUUUUUUUUAUUAUAUAUAUUAAUAAUUUGGAGAA